AGCGGGGCGGCGGCGGGAGGAAGGAACCGGGGAGGAGAAAGGGGGGGGGGCACCCGGGGCGCGGCGCUCCGCCCCGAGGGUGCCCCGGUGCCCCCGGUGCCGGGCAGCCCGGGCGGGGGGCGGCGGGGGGCGGCCCCUCCGCGCAUUCGUUUUCGCCGCCCCGGGGCCGCUCCCGGGGCCGGGGAACGGCGGCUCCGCCCGCGCCCCGCAUCUCCCCCCCCUUCCCCUUCUCCCUUCCCCGGAGGCCGGCGGCGAGCCCCGGCGGGGCGGGGGCGGCGGGGCCGGUUCGGCCGCGGUAACGGCGCUCUUUGCCCCCGCUGCAGCCAUCAUGUUGACGCGACUUUUCAGCGAGCCCAGCCUCAUCCCCGAAGUUCAGAAAUUCUCCAGCUGGGCCGAGGAGUGCGAGGAGGAUGCCCGCAGCGACAAGGAGGAGCGCAAGGGUAAGGGCUGCGCCCUCCCCGAGGAGCCGCCCGAGGGCUCGCUGGGGGAGAGCAAGGAGGAAGGGGAGCUAGGCGGGGACGAGGAGGAGGAGGAGGAGGAGGAGGAAGGCCUGGAGGAGGCCGAGGGCGACCGGCCCAAGAAGCGCGGCCCCAAGAAGCGCAAGAUGACCAAGGCGCGGCUGGAGCGCUCCAAGCUGCGGCGGCAGAAGGCGAACGCCCGCGAGCGGAACCGCAUGCACGACCUGAACGCGGCCCUGGACAACCUGCGCAAGGUGGUGCCCUGCUACUCCAAGACCCAGAAGCUGUCCAAGAUCGAGACCCUGCGCCUGGCCAAGAACUACAUCUGGGCUCUCUCCGAGAUCCUGCGCUCGGGCAAGCGGCCCGACCUGGUGUCCUACGUGCAGACUCUGUGCAAGGGGCUCUCGCAGCCCACCACCAACCUGGUGGCCGGCUGCCUGCAGCUCAACUCCCGCAACUUCCUGACGGAGCAGGGCCAGGAGGGGGGCCGCUACCACGGCCCCAACGCCUCCUUCGCCGUGCACCCCUACCCCUACCCCUGCUCGCGGCUGGCCGCGGCGCAGUGCCCGCCGCCCGCGGGGCCCGGCUCGCACGGGCUGAGGACACACAGCUACUGCGCCUCCGCCUACGAGAGCCUCUACGGCAACGCGUCCCCCGACUACAACAGCUCGGAGUACGACGGCGGGCUCAGCCCCCCCCUGUGCAUUAACGGCAACUUCUCCCUCAAGCAAGACUCUUCCCCCGACCACGAGAAAAGCUACCACUACUCUAUGCACUACUCGGCGCUGCCCGGCUCCCGGCCCGCCGGCCACAACCUGGUCUUCGGCUCGGCGGGGAUGCGCGGGGGGGUGCACUCCGAGAACAUCUUCCCCUACGACAUGCACCUCCCGCACGAGCGGGGCCCCAUGUACGAGGAGCUCAACGCCUUCUUCCACAACUGACCCCCCCCCCCCCGCCCCGGCCCCGCCGCCGCUCCCUCCCCGUGCCCGCCCUCCUCUUCCUCCCUCCCCCCCCCCCUCAGCCCCGGCCGGGGGGGCCGCGGCGGCCCCGCGGACCGGCCCCCGGGGCUCCGCCGUGGGCUUUGGUGCAAUAUGGGGACCCGGCCCCGGCGGCGGGUCCCCGAGCCCCGUGGGGACAAAGUGCUUUUUUUUGGAGGAUUUCUCCUUUUUUUUUUUUUUUUUUUUUUAAUUAUUAUUAUUAUUUAUCCCGCGAGGGGGGGCGGGGCGCCGAGCGCUGCCCAAGGCCCCCCCCCGGCAACGGCGGAGGCGCGCCCGCAGCCCGGCCCGGGGCGCUGGGUCGGGCCGCGUCGUUUGCUUUUUAAUUCGUUUUUAUUUCUCGCCCCCCCCCGCCCCGCCCCGUAACCGUUUUGGGCCGUUUCUCCCCUCCGCCGCCGUGAGCCCCCCCGAGCAUUGGACACCCGCUGCCCCGGCCCGUGGGAGCGAGAGGAGAGCGCGCUGCGGCGCGGAGCGAAACUUUCCGAAGCAAUAAAGAGGCGAAACGGAGACCCCAAUAUUUCUAUCUAUGCAAGCAGGCCCGGCCCGGCGGACGCUCAGAGAUGCACUUUGCUUUGGGGGGGCCCGGCCCGGCCCCGCUCCCGGCCCCGGUGCCCGGAGCUCCUCUCGCAGCGCGUGUGUCAGGACGUUUUUUACCUGUUUUAAAAAAACUUGAAACGGAAAAAAAAAAAAAAAAAAAAAAGGAAAAAAAA
This is a messenger RNA of Oxyura jamaicensis (ruddy duck), 2163 nucleotides long. It is a transcript of the gene NEUROD2, whose product is annotated as neuronal differentiation 2. Gene Ontology annotation, molecular function: protein dimerization activity. Gene Ontology annotation, biological process: nervous system development; regulation of DNA-templated transcription. The coding region runs from base 329 to 1399 and encodes 356 amino acids. Lineage: Eukaryota; Metazoa; Chordata; Aves; Anseriformes; Anatidae. The transcript has a single exon. The record is from RefSeq and is a predicted model, not a curated record.